AUGGCAAAAAUUAUAGAUAAUUAUAUACUAAUUGAAGCAAUUGGAUAAGGAACUUAUGGUGAAAUACACAAAGGUCGGAAUUUAAUUUCAAAAGAAGCAGUUGCUGUUAAAACUAUCAAAUUAGAUAGAUUUCUCAAUGAUUCUCUCUUGAAAGAAAUGAUUAUUAAUGAAAUCUAAGCAUUGAAAAAGUUAGAGGAUCAGUACAUAGUAAGAAUGAUAAAGAUGUUAAAAUCUACAAACAAUAUCUAUUUAGUUUAUGAACACCUUAAUGGAGGGUCUUUAGCCAAUUAUUUAGAGGAAAAAGGUCGGUUAAGUGAAUAAGAAGGAAGAUAAAUAAUGAUAAAUUUAUUUAAGUAAUUAAAAUUAAUAAUAUCUAGAGGAUUUAAAACAUUAAACCAUGAAAAAAUAGUUCAUAGAAAUAUAAAUCCUACAAAUUUAUUUUUUAAUGAUGGUAUUAUUAAAAUUAAGAAUUUCUUUUGUUGUAAAUCAUCAGCAAGUUAAAAGUUAUUCGAUCCAGGUAUAAUUAUAUAUUAAUCGAUUAGAAAAUUAUUUAUACACUGCUCCUGAAAUUUUAUUAAAGACUUAAUAGACUUAAUAUGAAGAUAAAUGUGACAUUUUUUCAUUAGGAUUGGUUUUUUACAAGAUUUUUUUUGGAAUUUUGCCAUUUCCUGAGAAUAUUGCACAAGAAUAAUUAGUAGAAUUAUAUCGUUCUUAAGAUUUUAAUCCAAUUAUUGAAGAUUUAUCUGAAAAUACAACCUAAAUUUUAAAUGGUAUGCUCUAAAUUGACCAAUAACAUAGAAUUGAAUGGUAAACCUUAUUUAAUGAAGAUUAAGUACCAACAUCUUAAGGACUUGUGAAUUCAAUUCAUGCAAAUUUUGCAUCUAAUUAUCAAAUCAAUUCACAAGUUUAAUAAUUUGAGACAAUAGGUUAAUAAAACUUUUACAUAUCAUAAUAAUCAAUCCAAAAUUAGAUAACUACAAGUCCAAAUGAAUAAAUCAAAAGAAAAAAUAAUUAAUCAGAUAAAGAAAAUAUUAAAGCCAAUAAAGAAAAUGAAAAUAUUUAAUUAUUUCCUAAAACUGUAGAAAAGGAGUCUAAUAUAUCAUCAUAUUAAAUAUAGAUAUAAUAAUAAUAAUAAUAAUAAUAAUAAUAAUAAUAAUAAUAAUAAUAAUAAUAAUAAUAAUAAUAAUAAUAAUAAACAUCUUCAAAUUAAUAAAUAAAUAACUUAAAUGUUUAGUCAAGCGUUAUUAAAUAAAUUUAAACCUAAUUAUUUGAACUACGAUAUAAAUUUAAUAUUCUAAUUUAAGGAAUUAUUAGAAUUGAAUAGCUUGAAAAUUGGUCAGCAAAAAUUAAAACUGAAAUCUGCAUGAUCUUUUUAAUAAAAAAAGGUAUUAAAUACAUAAAUGAAAUGAUUGAAAUUUGUUAAAACAGUGAUAGAUAAUGGAUAAUGUCUAAAAAUAAAAAUGACAUCAUCAAAUUUUUAUAGAAAGAUUAUGAUGACCUAUUAUUGUAGUUUAGAUUCCUCAAAUAAAUUGUAAAUUAAUAAAUUUUAUUUUAAGACUACUUGUUAGCAUGAAGAAUUAAACUCUCAUGAAAUUAUUGACGAAUAAUACAUAGAUAAUGUUUUGAUAAUGAUUGCAAAAUAGAUUUCAAUGGAUUUAGGUUAAGUAAGAUCUAGCAUGCGGACUAAUUCUUAAAUUAAAAGCAAUGUAAUAUAUGUCAUUAAAAUAGUCGUUUAAUUAUGAAUAAAAUAGUUAAAGAAAUGGUAGCUUUAUCGAAUAAAAACAAAAUAUUACAAACCAAUAGAUUUUUGCAAUCUUUUUGAUUGAUUUAGUUAAAGGAUAAAUCUAAGAAGAACAAAGGCCUUAUUUUAAAAAGAUAGAAGAAUCAAAACUUGCUGAAUUUUUAGAUUUUAAGUUAAAAUCAAUCUGA
Paramecium primaurelia is the source of this 1929-nucleotide messenger RNA. NCBI's taxonomy places the organism in Eukaryota, Ciliophora, Oligohymenophorea, Peniculida, Parameciidae. The record is from the annotation of a GenBank genome assembly.